GCUGCACUGAGCGUGAUGUUGAACCGGUCGUUGAUAAUUGGGCAAACCAGGGGUAGAUAUCCUUUUGAGGAUUUCAUCUAUUACUCCAAUAUUUCCUUCACAUUGAAAGAAAUCAAGCACCUUUGGAGACAGAAUGGUUGUCUGACCAAAUAUGGGAGGCAUCUCGUUAUCAGAAUUGAUGACUUCCAGAAGCCAGCACGAACAAAUGUUCUGUGUAGCAAUUGGAGGGUUUGGGAACAGCCUAUUAUCUGGUUUCAGAAUACAACAGAUGCCGUGGCUGCUCAAUUUUUCUUGAAGAAUGUACAUGAUGAGAUGAGGAUAGCUGCUUCUACUUUGUUUGGAAAACCAGCUGACCUUCACCAUAGGCCUAACGUAUUUGGGGAGCUAAUGAGACUUCUCAUAUCUCCGUCGGAGAAUAUUCAACAUGCUGUGAACUGGGCACUAAGUGGUGGUGCUGACCCUGAUAUUGCUCUACACAUGCGGAUGCUUAUGAAUAGAUCCAUUAGAGCAGUUCAAGCAGCUUUCACUUGCAUCAGCAAAUCUGUGGAAAAUCUAAAAUUGACGUCCAAGCCCAGAGUAGUAUUAGUUUCAGAUAAUCCUUCUCUGGUCAAAGAUAUUGCUCCAGAAUUGAAUCAGUUUGCAGAAGUCCUUCACUUCGAUUUCGAAAGCUUUAAAGGAAAUAUAUCUGGCAAAUCACAUGUUCAUACUCUCAAUUUUAGAACGAAGGAUUGGGGUACCGCACCAAGAUGGGUUGCAUUUGUUGAUUUCUUUCUUGCUUCACGUGCAAAACAUGCAGUUGUCUCUGGGGCUCACCGGCGUGUUGGGACCACGUUUGCUCAGCUGGUUGCAGCAUUGGCUGCAGCUAACAGCCUUGAUGAUAGAUCCUCUGCUGGAUCAAACUUCACCUUCCUCAGUAGCUUCCAGAGUAACUUGCUUGCAGAAGGUCUAAAGAAUCAGAUUGGUUGGGGGCACGUGUGGAACCGAUUUGCUGGUACGUUAAGCUGCCACAACCAAUCUAAGCAAUGUGCUCAUACUCCUAUUCUUCCGCCUGCAUGGUGGGAUGGACUUUGGCAGUCACCUAUUCCACGGGAUGUACACAGAAUGGAAGCAUAUGGCAUCCGCCUUUCUGGUUUUGGGACAUUUGAUGACAAUCAGCUAUACUCUUUCUGUAGUUCGAGGAAAAAUUUUGUGCUUACCGUUCCAUUAAUUUAGAUAUGUCUACAUUCAUUGGGAGAUUUCUCCUGGUCAUGCUGAUUUUAUGUUGGCAUUGGUUUAUUGUUUCCAAUUGAUUGUUGAUACAUGUUGAAUGCUGUUGUAUUUCCGAAUGGUCGGGGCAGAUCUUAAGAACCUGGAGUUACUGAAUUUAAAUUACCAACAACAUCAGCAACUAUGCCAAAUUUUAAAGUUGUCGGGGUCUACUA
This is a messenger RNA of Nicotiana attenuata, 1421 nucleotides long. RefSeq lists its product as uncharacterized. Lineage: Eukaryota; Viridiplantae; Streptophyta; Magnoliopsida; Solanales; Solanaceae. The coding region runs from base 16 to 1212 and encodes 398 amino acids. The record is from RefSeq and is a predicted model, not a curated record. The transcript is spliced from 6 exons.